Molecule: messenger RNA, 375 nt
Organism: Spirometra erinaceieuropaei
Lineage: Eukaryota; Metazoa; Platyhelminthes; Cestoda; Diphyllobothriidea; Diphyllobothriidae
Source: the annotation of a GenBank genome assembly
AUGGGCGAGUUCAUGGGCGAGAACGGCACAAAUCUGCUUCAACAGAAAGUGACUGAACGAGCCCGCGUGGAGAAAGCGACACGCGAUGCAGCACUGGGGAACAAAUUCCACAAGCUGCCUGAUCCAACGUCAUCCAGAAGCGGCACACUGGUACACAACCUGUCGUCAAAGGAACUGACGAAGGAGCAAGCACAGGUUUUACGGCACGAAUCCUCAUUCAACACAGCUGACGCCAAACCUGUCAACAUGAUUGCAGCAAUGGAAUCGGUCAUUAAUCAGACGGAAGCGACGGGGGAGACGAAGAACCUUAUCGGACACCAAGUUACGUCCCUUCUUAUGACUUACAAGCCGCGCGAAACACUCACAAAGGUCUAA